AUGCAUGAGGAUCAAGAUAAUUAUGGGCUGAUCAAUGAGAGGGUUGUGGAUCAAAUCACCAUCCAUUCACUUUACAGACCUCACUCGUUAAGUCUUCUGCUGGGAGUCGCUCUGUAUUCCUUCUACAACGCCUUCGUAUUGUAAGGAAUAUUUAGGUCAUUUGUUACAAUAAUCUUUACUCUGUUUACUGACGUCUCUAUUUUCAGAGAAGACAGCCCUUCUGAUCAGAAUAUCUUUGCUGGCCUCAAGGCUACAAUAAUCCUUUUCCUUUUUCUCAGUGCUCUCGUCUCUCCCAACGGUCCCUUCAUCAGACCACAUCCCAUUUUAUGGAGGAUUGUCUUUGGUAUCAGUGUCUUAUAUGCAUUGUUAUUACAAUUUACCCUCUUCCAAAACUAUGACGAUAUCAAAAGUGCGUUGACUUGGCUGGAUCCAGAAGGCUUGAGUCAAAAGAAGCUGGAAGAGCAAGUAAGUAAUCACAGCGUUUUGUGGCAAGUGUGAUUUCAGUCCUACGCCGAAGCCUGCUGGGAUAUCUCAUGGACUCGAAUCCUGGAUUCCCUGGACAUCUUUGUUAUCGCUCAUUUCGUCGGGUGGGUGAUGAAGGCCCUUCUGAUCAGACACACCAUCAUCUGUUGGUAUAUCAGCAUUCUCUGGGAGUUAACCGAGCUCUUCUUUGGCCAUCUUCUCCCCAACUUCCGAGAAUGUUGGUGGGAUGCGAUUGUCUUGGAUAUAUUACUCUGUAAUGGACUUGGGAUCUACUGUGGUAUCAAGUUAUGCAAAUUCUUGGAGUUCCACGAAUUUCAUUGGGAGAGUAUAAAGUAAGCAAUAUCAUCAUUGGAAAUAAGCAUUCAUCUAUGGAUUGUAUUAAUAUUUAGUAUUAAUUUUCCUUAAUUUUAGAGAAAUCCAAACUGCCAGUGGCAAAGUCCGUCGUGCCGUUCUCCAGUUUACUCCUGAAAGUUGGAUUCGAGUAGACUGGUUUAAUAACAGAAGUUUGAGACGUUGUUUUGCUAUCUUUUUGUUUAUCUUAGUGUGGUUAUUAACCGAAUUGAACACCUUUUUCCUCAAACAUAUCUUUGCCAUUGAAACGAAGCAUCCUCUGGUUACCUGGAGAUUGGUUUUGGUCUGUUUUAUCUCCGCCCCCACCAUUAGGUAAGCGGGUUUUUAUUGAAAUUGCUUAGCACUUACCUUUGAGGGUUAUAUAAGACUUUGAAAUAAUGGAUUUGAUUAAAUUCAGGCAGUACUAUUUGUUCGCCACUGACCCGCGAAUCACCCGGCUGGGAAUGCAAUCUUGGAUUUACGCAGCCGUCUGUCUUCUGGAAUUGGCCAUAUGCGUUAAAUUCGGUCGUAAAUCUCUGCCACCGCUCCAGACCAAUGCCAUCAUUCUCUGGAUUAUCGUAGUGGUAUGUUUAAUUGAAUACAUUACAGAAAAUUUGAAUCAUUGCUUCCAUUGUUAUUGUAAUCAAAUCUUCGUUAUUAUACAUUAUGUGUAUAUAUGUAAAUAAUGUAAUUGUUUCCUUUUCAGAUAGUCGGAACUGUAGUUUGCGUUUGGAUCUCGGUCAAGUGGGCCACGAAUGGAUCGGAUGUAGGUUUAAAUUUAACUUCAUCUCUCCGUCUUUAAUUGAUAAAAUAACCCGUAAAGCUUUCAGAAAACUCAUAGUGUCAAGAUCUGCGGGGAAACCAGACGACUCUACAAAUGCUCCAGCACCGAUAACAUAUCUCGGAUCGAAAGCCAUGGGAAAUUGAUAAAAAACGAGGAAAAUUCAGAGUACGAAGGAUAG
This is a messenger RNA of Bursaphelenchus xylophilus (pine wood nematode), 1775 nucleotides long. The record is from the annotation of a GenBank genome assembly. Lineage: Eukaryota; Metazoa; Nematoda; Chromadorea; Rhabditida; Aphelenchoididae.